AGGAGGUCCCUGCCGCGGCCGCCCAGGGGACGCCCCGCCUUGCCUUGCCUUGCCUUGCCUCGCCUCCCUGGCGGAGAGAAAGGAUGAGAGAGCCGCCGAGCUGCCUGCCUGCUUGACCCCCUGACCGCCCGUGCUGGCUCUCCGCGCUUCUACUCCUCCACAUCCGGCUGGAAAGCAGCGGAGAGAUUUUCCUCAAGUUAAAGAAGUUUGAAAGUGGAACGAUGCUGGUCGCUAGGUCAUCUGAAGAUAAAUGACAUAACAUUUGCCUCAACACUUCUGGAGAAGAUGGACUUUUAGAUAUUCAAGGAAGGGCACAGAUCUCACCAUGGCAGCCCAGCGGAUUCGCUCUGCUAAUGCCAGUGGUCUCCCACGGUGCAAGUCUGAGGGGACUCUGAUCGAUCUGACUGAAGACUUUCCAGAAACAAGCUUCGGUUCUGUCAAAGUGCCUUCUCCUAGUGCCUUGAUGGUAGACAAUCCUACAUCAUUUGGAAAUGCAAAGGAAGUUGUUGCGAUAAAGGACUAUUGCCCAAACAACUUCACCACCUUAAAAUUCUCCAAGGGGGACCACCUUUAUGUCUUAGAUACCUCAGGAGGUGAGUGGUGGUAUGCUCACAACACCACAGAGAUGGGCUACAUCCCAUCCUCCUAUGUCCAGCCUAUCAAUUACCGGAACUCUUCAUUGACGGACAGUGGGAUGAUAGACAAUCUGCUAGAAAACUCCGAUGAAGGAGCCAAAGAACUCGAUCUCCUCGGAGACUGGACUGAAGCACAGUGGAGCUUAGCCAAAAACAACCCUUUCUUGAAUAACCGGCAGACUAACCCUUUUCUCAAUGGUAAUGUGCAGAUAAUUAUGGACAGAGAAAAAGAAUCGUCCCUUCAUGCUCCAGUGGAUUUGUUGCUCUUUGACACAGAGGUGCCUACAUUUACGGGGUCGAGCUCUGCAACAAACAGCAGCGUUGGGAAUCAUCUCGAUGAGAUUCCAUCAAUGAAUGGAUUUCAGUUUGACCAACCAAGCAGACGGGACAAUCCUUUUUUCAGAAGCAAGCGCUCAUACAGUUUAUCGGAGCUUUCGGUGCUUCAAGCAAAGUCAGAAAAUCCAAUGCCCUCAGGUUUAUUCUCUGGGCUGAAGUCUCCUACCCCAGAGCAGUUCCAGAGCAGAGAAGACUUCAGAACUGCAUGGCUGAACCAUCGAAAGCUAGCAAGAUCAUGCCAUGAUUUGGAUCUGCUGGGCCAGAACCCUGGUUGGGGUCAGACACAACCUGUAGAGACCAACAUAGUUUGCAAGCUGGAUAGCUCUGGAGGUGCAGUCCAGCUCCCAGAUACAAAUAUAAACAUUCGUAUUCCAGAAGGCCAUGUGGCUGCUGGAGAGACGCAACAGAUCUCUAUGAAGGCUCUGCUGGAUCCACCUUUGGAGCUCAACAGUGAUAGGUGCAGCACUAUAAGCCCUGUGCUAGAAAUUAAGCUGAGCAACAUGGAGAUUCAAACCUCUAUCCUGCUAGAGAUGAAGAUUUCAGCUGAAGUGAAGAAUGACAUUGUUAGUAAGAGUUUAGUGGGGAUACAGUGUCUGCGAAGUGACAUGAAGGAAGGCCCAUAUACACCAGUGCAAAUCAAACAGUGCUAUGGAGAUACAAUCCAGGUCCAGUUGGAGAACCUAGAGCCUUGCAUGUACAUUGCAGCUGUGGCCCAAGGACAGAAUAUUUUGUAUCCUUACACAGUUUGGGAUCAUAUCCUUAAAAAGAUCACUGUGGGUGUCUAUGGUCCAAAACAUAUCCAUCCUUCUUUUAAAACAGUGGUAGCUAUCUUUGGACAUGAUUGUGCUCCAAAGACUCUGCUCGUGAAUGAAGUUACGCGCCAAGUACACUGUGUCGCGCCUGUGGCACUGCAGUUGUGGGGUAAGCACCAGUUCACCUUAGGGAGGCCACAAGACCUAAAGCUUUGCAUGUAUUCAAACAUGACAAAUUAUGAGGUGAGAGCAAGUGAGCAGGCAAAAAUAGUGAGAGGCUUUCAAAUGAAGCUGGGGAAAGUCAGCCGCCUCAUCUUUCCCAUCAUAUCCCAUGAUCCCAAUGAGCUGUCUGACUUCACACUGAGAAUACAGAUCAAGGAUGAUAAGGAUGCCAUCCUGACUCAGUUCUGUGUCCAAACACCCCAGCCUCCUCCCAAAAGUGCUGUGAGGUCCACUGGACAGAGAAGGUUCCUGAAGAAAAAGGAAGUCGGCAAGAUCAUCUUGUCCCCUCUUGCAACUACCAGCAAAUAUCCAGUUUUCCAGGAUCGGAUGGUGGGGAGCUUAAAAUACGGCAAACUGCUGAAAACAGUGGUGAGGCAAAACAAGAACCAUUACCUUUUGGAGUAUAAGAAGGGAGAUGCCAUAGCCUUGCUAAGUGAGGAGAAAAUCAAGUUGAAAGGCCAGCUCUGGACAAAAGAAUGGUACAUUGGAUACUAUCAGGGUAAAAUUGGCCUGGUCCAUACCAAAAACGUUUUAGUUGUUGGGAAAGUCAAGCCAAAUUAUUUCUCUGGACCUGAACUUACCACUAGCAUGUUGCUGGAGCAAAUCCUGAGGCCUUGCAAAUUCCUCACCUAUAUCUAUGCGUCAGUAAGGACUUUGCUCAUGGAAAACAUUAGCAGCUGGCGGGCGUUUGCAGAUGCCCUGGGGUAUGGCAACUUGCCACUUGCUUUCUUCUGUCGAGCAGAGUUGGACAGUGAACCGGAAUGUGUGGCUUCUGUGCUGGAGAAAUUGAAAGAAGACUGCAAUAAUUCAGAUAAUAAGGAUAGGAAAUCUUUCCAGAAGGAACUGAUGUCAGCCUUACUGAAAAUGGACUGCCAGGGCUUGGUUAUCAGGCUCAUUCAGGAUUUUGUGCUUUUGACUACGGCUGUGGAGGUGGCCCAGCGCUGGAGAGAGCUUGCAGAGAAAUUGGCCAAGGUCUCCAAGCAACAAAUGGAUGCCUAUGAAGCUCCCCAUCGGGACAAGAAUGGAGCUGUAGAUAGCGAGGCCAUGUGGAAACCAGCAUAUGACUUCAUGCUAACAUGGAGCAAUCAGAUGGGAGACAGUUAUCGUGAUGUUACCCAAGAACUCCAUAUUGGUCUUGACAAGAUGAAGAGUCCUAUCACAAAACGCUGGAAGCAUCUCACAGGAACCCUAAUUUUAGUGAAUUGCUUGGAUAUACUACGGGCCGCUGCCUUCAGUCCACGAGAAGAACAUGAUGAUUAUGCCAUCUGAUUAUGAGAAUAACUUCCUCAGAACUUGUUCCUGUUUGUUUUUAUGCUUUUAAUUAAUUGUGGGAGAAAGGGAGAGCAGUUCUGACAUGCCAAAGUUUUGAGCAAUGAUUCCUUGGGCCACGAGCGCAAACUCCUUAUACUUGCCUCUCCUUUUCACAGAUGACACCCGAGACAGUAUUCUGUGCACAGUGUGGUUGACAGCUUUUCUUACUUUGUGACAUUUAAAGUUGAACUUCUUAAAGGCAUUUCCAAAAAUGAUGUUGGAUUGGAAAUAUGAAAUCACUUUAAGGGAAAAGUUCCUCUUUCGAUGUAACAUAACAAUUGUUUUUGUUCCUCUAAUCACUUUGAAUCAUCAGUAUGUAUUAAAAUGAAGCACAGUCUGACAUCUCCUUACAAGGAUUUGGAUUUGUAAUGUGUGACUCAGAGCUGUUUAUAUGUAAACUCUACUGCCCCUUGUGAUCCUUUCAGUGUUAGUAACUACUGGUUUUCACCACUAUUUACUUUUAUGGAUACAAUUUUUGUAAAGGAGGAAAGUGCACACUUUUUUCAACUUAGCUUACUUUUAUAAUCAAAAUUUAGCACAAGAUGUUACACCAGUGGAAAAGGUGUGCUUCACGUCCGUCUGUUUCAGAUCCAGAAAAAAAAAGAAAGUCUAAGGUUAUAGGACUUUCCCAUCCUCGCCCAUAUUUAAGAGAAAUGCAUUUCAGUGUGUGCCAUUAUGUGGGAAAACAUUUCACUUCACUUAACAUUUCAGUUCAUAUCAGCAGUUCUUUGGUCAUCUUCAGUGAUCUACAUUUUAGGGAUAUACUUUAAAAUAUGGCAAGUGGGUGUUUCAUGGGUGGUUCUUAACUGUGCCAUCAUUAAGUUGAUGUUGAUGUUGACUCCACUGAGGCAGUCAGCCAAUGCCUAAGCGGUAUCUUUUCAAGCUCUAUGUCAGUGGUUCUCAACCUGGAGUCCCCAGAUGUUUUUGGCCUUCAAUUCCCAGAAAUCCUAAAAGCUGGUAAACUGGCUGGGAUUUCUGGGAGUUGUAGGCCAAAAACAUCUCCGGACCCCAGGCUGGGAACCACUGCUCUAUGUAGACAGCUCACAAGAGUGAAUGCUAACUUCUCAAUUUUUUUAAAGGCAGGAAGGGAGUUACUAUGAAGGAAAAACUUAUGAAUCUUAUGAAUCCUGAUUACAUCUUGAAGUAUUGGCAGCCUAAAUUUACUACCUGGGCAAGGUUCAGCUCUCUGUCUGAUCUGGAAUCUAUGUGGAAUCCACUAUCAAUUAGAAAUUCUUCAUUUGGCAUGUCCUCCAAACAUACAAAAUCUUGGGUUAUUUGCUAGCUCUAGUUCGUUGACAUUCACUGAUAUUGUUUGUAAAAUAAUGUCAUCGUGGGCAACUGAGAGUUGAAGUGGCUUCAUAUUCUUGAUAAUAGCUGUCAAAAGCAAGUCUAGUAGUUCUACUUUCACAUGAAAGUUUCAUGAAACCCCUUCUGUCUACCUCUUGAAGAUAUUUCAUGUGGGAAAGUUUGUUAGGGAAGAUUAUUAUAUGGAUGGGUGUUUGCUUUUUGCACAAAAAUGCAUUUUCAUAUUUUAAAAAAACACGUUUAUUAAAUCUAAAUAAUGAGGUGCUUUUCAAAUACUGUACACUAAAGAGUUUCGGGUCAAGAUUUCCAGAGAAGCAUAAGACCUUGUAGCAGUGUGGCUAAUAUAGUUAAAAUUUUAAAUCUUUUUUUUCUCACAUGAAGGAGAUGUUUCAGCUUUGCUCAUUCAUACAAGGCGACCUUUCAAAAAACUUUAGGUUAUACAACACAGUUUUUCUACUAGCAGUUCUGGAAUUGUAUGAAAGCAAAAUUUAUCUCAUUGGAAAAGCAUUUCUAUUGUUGCAUUCAAAUUUAAUGUGACCUUGGGGGAGGGGAUGGGGAGCACUUGUUCUAUAUUUCUCUUUCACAUCAGCUCUUUUUAUAUGGUCCCUCAGUUCACAUUGUCAGUUCCAUUAUGUUGAAAGCACCUUAAUUUUAAGAUUUUGUUAUAAGAGUUAGGGAGCAGACUUCCUAUGCAAGUUUUCAUAGCACAGUUUUGAACUUGUUAGGCUAUCAUAGUCUUUUCACAUGCACAUGGGGUAUUUAUUUUUCCAAAGUAUGUUUUUUUCUCUCUCUCCUACAAAGUCAAGUUCUCCACCAGAUCUUGUGUAAGAGCAUUGGAGGUAGGAAACAAAAAUCUGUUUUGUGCCACAAAUAAAAGUAUAAUGCAGGUUAUUGAUCCAGAACAGUAGCAGAUUCUAGCUAUAGAUGCUUCUCUUUCACUGUGGUAUGGUCAGUAUCAAAAGCAAGGUAUGUUCAGUCUCUCUUUGUAUAUCUCUUUCUCUGUCACUAUUUAUAGACUACAACAAGAGGAGAGUGUAUUAUAUAUGGUAGUCUGGAUCCUUUGGAGACCCAUAAAGUGGUGGUGGGCCAUGUGCGCAUGGAUGUGGAUGUUCUUGCUGUGUUGUAGUCAACAGCUGAGCUGUUGACGUCACAAACAAGGAGAAUUACAGUAUAUCCAAGUUAGCUGCCUUCUGCACACAGAUCUGUGCCUGUCGUGCUCCCCCUGCUGGCACCUAUGAGCUUGACACAGGAAUUUUGGAUGUUAUGGAGUAAACCAUAGAACUAGUUGUUAAUUUUUUAUUGUGAGGGCCAGGAUUUGAGCCAAAGCAAUGAGAUUUUAAUCAGUUUUAUAAGCAGAAAUUUUAGAGCUAGAUAUUGGAGAAGACUUCCUCUCCUGAAAUUAGACCAGGUCUUCCAUAACAGAUUGGGGAGCAGGGAAUGAAUUGGUUUGCCUUGUUGUUCUGCCAGUUUUGUCAAACUACCUCAGGUCUUGCAUGCCUUUUCAUGUUUUGACUUAAAGCCUAGAUGCCUCCCUAGAGGAUUGCCACCAGACCGCCACCAUCACAGAAUCACACAAACGGCUUUUCUAGAUUAGUCAAUGCAAUUGCUGCAUGAUCUUCCCAGCCCUGUUUUGAGUAAAAUAUCACCUCCCAGCACAUAGUUGGAGUGCUUUUUAUGUUCCGCCAAAUGCCUUUCACUCAAAGUAUGAUCUUACAAGGUAAGCUUGCUUUGGAUUUUACAUUAAUAAACUGUACAAGUAGUCUGUUGUACAUUUUUUUAAAAAAAUACUUGUGAAAAUUAUACAAUUAAAGCAGAUAUUUGAACACA
This is a messenger RNA of Anolis carolinensis (green anole), 6388 nucleotides long. It is a transcript of the gene sh3bp4, whose product is annotated as SH3 domain binding protein 4. NCBI's taxonomy places the organism in Eukaryota, Metazoa, Chordata, Lepidosauria, Squamata, Anolidae. Gene Ontology annotation, molecular function: protein binding. Gene Ontology annotation, cellular component: cytoplasm. The record is from RefSeq and is a predicted model, not a curated record. The transcript has 5 exons. The coding region runs from base 326 to 3214 and encodes 962 amino acids.